UUUUUGGUGAUGCAGUCUAAUGUACAUAUGCAGAGUCACUUAAUCUGAACUCGAACUUUUUUUGGGUGCCCGUGUAAUCUCUGCUACAAUUUCCCAGCACAGAACUUUUAGAAUCGCAUCAAUCUCCACAGUCUACAUUUUUCUUAAACUCCUCGGCCUUAAAUUCUUUACCAGCUUAUGUGACUUUGAACUAAGUAAUUAGAUAAACAAAAAUUCAGAUAUGUGAAGUUGCAACUUCCUUCUUGCUUUCAUUUCUUCUUUCAAAAAGCCAAAUUUCAACUAACUACCCCACUAAGUAAAUACCUUAAAACCGCUCCGUGUGAGCUCCAACAGCUGACGUCAAUUCGUCAUAGCAACGCUCCUCCGGCGACCUAAACAAAUCAACAGCGGCGACACUCUUUGCCAUUUAACAAGCAAAUAGUUGAAAUUUUCACUUGAACUACAUACUUCCUCGUUCGAGCGGCUGUGUCAGUUCACAGAGUUAGUGCAUUAUGCAUUAAGCGUUCGCGCGUCAUGUCGCUCUUCAACGUUUGCAACUGGUGGCACACACAGUGCUCCGAUCUGGAGGAGAACUAUGAUGUAGCCAGUUUACUGUGCGCUCGCUUCGGACUUGACGAUAAUGAAAAGGACUAUGUGGUUGUGGGUUCGCAUAGCGGUAACUUGAGCAUUUUCUAUCCACGCUUGGAUCAAAAUCGACGCCAUGAAGAUGGUGAGGCUUUUAGACCGACCGACUUGCUGUUGGAGGUGAAUCUUAAAGCGCCGAUACUGGGCAUAUAUGCGGGGCGGUUUAGUGGUGGACAAUUGGCUGAUGAAAAGCACAAUCAACUUGCCGUUUUACAUCCGCGUUCGGUGUCCAUUUAUAAGCUCCAGACCAUUGGUGGCGUCGCUGAGCAUGGCGCCCAGCUACGUCUGGUUUGUUUGGCCGAUUAUAAGCUGAAACGUGGUGCGUUGGCGUUGACGAAGGGUGCUUUUGGGCGUGUCAAGGGACGUGAGUUCUUCUGUAUUACGCAUUUGGAUGGCACGCUGACGUUCCAUGAGCAGGAUGGUAUUUUGUACGAAUGUCAAUUGCCGGGUAAUCGUGCAUUACCUGUGCCAGUUGUCUAUUGUGAACGGACGGAUAGCUUUUUUCGCUUUACAGCCGGUUGGAAUUUGGAGUGUUUUACCUAUCAGGACCUUUCGCACUCUUCCUUAAAUCGUUCGGAAUUCCAGCCCUCUUGGUCGAUUUGCAUCGGUGAAGGUAUUGUCGACAUAUGUGUGGUGCAGACGAAGUCAAAUUCAGCCUCAAUUAUGAUACUGGGCGAGCGCAACUUUAUUAGGCUAACCGAUGAUGGAUUGGUAGAUUUCAUUCUGAAAUUGGAUUAUACGCCAAGAUGCUUUCAUUCCUUCGUUAUCGGCUACUAUUGGGAACCGGGCGCACGCUUAAUUACCGCCAUUGCCUCCGAAAGUGGCAAACUCUUCAUUUACGAGGCUGCUAACAUUAUUUGGGCCGCUCAGUAUAAAGACGACGCACCGGUAGCGAUUCAGCGCUCCAACUUGCAUGGCUUAGCCGGCGGUAUUGUUGCACUCGGCAGCACAGGUCAACUACGUAUAGGCUAUCUUGGCU
Rhagoletis pomonella (apple maggot) is the source of this 1603-nucleotide messenger RNA. RefSeq names its product protein PTHB1-like. Gene Ontology annotation, cellular component: BBSome; membrane. Gene Ontology annotation, biological process: cilium assembly. The record is from RefSeq and is a predicted model, not a curated record. Lineage: Eukaryota; Metazoa; Arthropoda; Insecta; Diptera; Tephritidae. The transcript has 5 exons. The annotation marks the transcript as partial.